Messenger RNA from Crotalus tigris (Tiger rattlesnake), 1315 nucleotides. It is a transcript of the gene CCDC3, whose product is annotated as coiled-coil domain containing 3. Gene Ontology annotation, biological process: negative regulation of gene expression. The transcript has 3 exons. NCBI's taxonomy places the organism in Eukaryota, Metazoa, Chordata, Lepidosauria, Squamata, Viperidae. Gene Ontology annotation, cellular component: extracellular region. The coding region runs from base 72 to 899 and encodes 275 amino acids. The record is from RefSeq and is a predicted model, not a curated record.
UUAGGUCUGUGUGCUUUAAACAAAUAGUUCCCAGAGAGCCUGGAGCAUCCAGAGCUCAGCCCUCAUCCAUCAUGGAGCAAAGAAAGUGGCUGCUAAGUUUUCUCUUCCUUGGGCAGCAGUUGGGAUCCAGCCUGGCUUGUCAGCUGCCCUCUGACUGGAGGCCACUGAGCGAAGGGUGCCGAGCAGAGCUGGCGGCCACGAUUGUCUAUGCCAAAGUCUUAGCUCUGCACCAGGAUAUGUACAGCAUGUACAACUAUUUGCCCUGGCAGUACGAAGCCAUGGACGGAGGGCUGUUUUACUCCGCCGAGAUCGAGAUGCUGUGCGAUCAAGCUUGGGGGAGCAUGUUGGAAGUGCCAGCCGGGUCCCGGUUGAACCUCACCGGACUGGGCUACUUCUCCUGCCACUCCCACACGGUCGUGCAAGAUUAUUCCUACUUCUUCUUCCUCAGAAUGGAUGAGAAUUAUAAUCUCCUUCCACACGGGGUAAAUUUCCAGGAUGCGAUAUUUCCGGAUACGCAGGAAAACUGGAGGAUAUUUUCAAGCCUUUUCCAAUUUUCCAACUGCAGUCAAGGGCCUCACGCUGCCAUGUUCUCCAGCGAUUGGGAGACGCAAGAGGACAACAGGCUUAUGUGCUCCUCCCUCCAGAAGGCAUUGUUUGACGAGGAGGACCACGUAAAGAAACUCCAGCAAAAAGUGGCAAGCUUGGAGAAACGCAACAAGCAGCUGCAGGAUCGGGUGAAGAAGGCCAAAAGGCUACUGAGGCAAGCCAGGAAGAACGGCCAACACAUGGAGCUGACCAACCAGAAGCUCAACGAGAAACUGUCCUCCAUGGGGGUCCAGUUCCCCUACAUUAACUCCUUAAAGCAAGCCCAUUCUCGCGCCACGUACCUAAAAGUCUAAGAGCAACUUAGAAAACCUAAAGCUACAGACUUAGCGAUGGAACGGCGUGUCCUUCUCCACCCAAUCUUACCUUGCGGAAGAAUUGUAGUGCAUUCAAAGUCUUUGGCGCUCGAAACGUGCAGGAUUUGUCUCAAGUGGAUAUCUCACUUGCUUCGAACCGGCUUUGUAAAUAGGAUUCAAGUUUUGCCUAGGAGGAAACGUGGACCGUGGUCUUCAGAAGGUGGCUUGAGACCAACGAGGAGUGGAUUUAUGGACCAUAAUUGAGGGGGCUUGAGUCUUGGAUAGGUGGGUCCAAGGUAGUCCUCGACUUACAACAGUUCAUUUAGGGACCAUUCAAAGUUACAACGGCACUGAAAAAAAGUGACCCCUUUUUCACAGUUACGACCUUGACAGCAUCCCCCGUGGUCACGUGAUCA